Messenger RNA from Dichomitus squalens LYAD-421 SS1, 1561 nucleotides. RefSeq lists its product as uncharacterized. Bases 123 to 1370 code for a protein of 415 amino acids. The record is from RefSeq and is a predicted model, not a curated record. The transcript has 3 exons. NCBI's taxonomy places the organism in Eukaryota, Fungi, Basidiomycota, Agaricomycetes, Polyporales, Polyporaceae.
CAACGCUGUAUCUAUCAUGAUGCAGAUGCGGGUUAUGUCGGAGUUCACCAUUUGCCCUUGACAGAUUGCCUGCCAUAGACUCUGGUUUCUUGUCCACCUCAACAGCCUUCGCGCUCACCGCCAUGCUACAGCAUCCUUGUCACUCAUUGUCAAUCACACUCUUUUUGUUUGCGUCUAGUUUCACUUCUGCGGCCACGAUCAUUGUUGACGACUGGAACCAAGGCAUCCAGUGGAAUGGCGCGUGGGAGAGCAUAGGGGACCAGCCAGCUCCCACUUGGGACGGCUCGCUCCAUUGGGGCAACCUAUCUGGUUCGACGGCGACGUACACGUUCGCCGGCACCUCCAUACAGGUCGUAGGAGCAUUCAAACCUGUCGGUACAUGGAGCAUGGAGUCGCAGUACACGAUUGACGGCGGCGAUCCGACGGUGUUUACCCCGCCAUCAGAGGUCUCUCAAGAGGCCUACGCGCAGACAUUCUUCGAUUCGGGCCCGCUUCCUGCCGGAGAGCAUACGCUCUUGAUCACAAACCUGGGCGCACAACUGUGGAUAGAUUGCCUGCGAGUCUCCAAUGACACCGUGUCGAGAAAUACGAGUUCUCAAGGGCAGAUUGACAUUGGGGGUUCUCAUUCCACUACUACGUCGCAAUCUUCAUCCACCACUACAUCCCCGCGCCCUACGUCCAGUAGCAGCACCCGUCCAAGGGCGGAGAGCACGUUGUCAGCCACGAGAACGUCAACCUCGACCCCAGUCAAGCUGAUUAACUCUACAUCGACCGUCACCAUCCCGCCAUCUCUAUCUUCCUCUGCGUCAUCAGUUUUCGAAUCCAGCUCUCAGCUGCCCUCUUCUUCCGCGACAUCUUUGAGCGCAUCUUCGACCACCCAAGCAUCGGAAAUGACCCCAACGCACUCACCAGAGAGCACUCGCCCCCGUUCGAAUGGGCUUGUGAUUGGGCUAGUAGUCGCCUUGGUCGCCGUGCUGGGGACCCUUCUUGGGACUGUAUGCUGGUACCGCAGGAGGCGCUCACGCAAUCUCACCCCUGUACAACCGUACUUCUUCUUCUCUUCGGACGCGAUGAUCCAGCCCGUCUCUCAGCCCUCCGUACUCGACGAGAAGGUUCACCACUCGCUAUCCUCCGCCACCCCCAACCUCCGCUCUGCUCCCGAGCCCCUGGCCUCGUCUAGCAUGUCCUACAUUGGCGGGCACAGCGAUGUGGAUGUCAGGCGGCUGUCUCAGGCAUCGGCGCAGUGGUCUGUGGACGGCGGCAUUCGCAUUGCGGGUGGUCCACACGGCGGAGAUGCGCCGUCUAUCGCCUCACGACAGAGUUUGAAGGACAAGUUUCCCCCACCGUAUCAGACGUAUCCAUCUGCAUAAGACGGUAUCGCCGCGAGCGUUCGGAAGCGGGAUGACUUUCGAUGUGCAUUACACGUCAUACAGUACCGUAUGUACGAGCGAACGGGAGAGAGCCAUCUGUGCACUGUACACUGUACUCACUCGUGUUAUGCAUCUCGGCUCGCAAUGUUUUGCAACUUGUAUCUUACUGACGCACGCUGGAUAGUCCAUUG